AUGGUGAUCAGCCCACGACCUGACAGUCGAGCUGUCACGGCCGUGUGCUGCUAUGCCCCAACUCUUCAACGAUCCACCGUCAACCCUCAGGAAGCUGACAACUUCUACGAACUUCUCAACAAUGUUGUAUUGAGAACGAAGAACCGUGACGAAUUAUGGAUAUUAGGAGAUUUGAAUGCUAAAGUUGGGAGUUCGAGGCCGGGAUCUGUCAACCCUGCUGGAUGCUGCUCUAAACACACUAUAUCAAACUCAAAUGGAAGCAGACUUGUAGAAUUUUGCGAGGACAACCGGCUGGUGCUAACCAACAGACUGUUCAAGCACAGGAUGCAACAUCGCUCAACAUGGUUUUCUGAUGGUUUAGUGCAUGCGGAUGGAAAGCCUGUGCGGAAUAUGAUAGAUUACGUGAUAGUAAAACGUUUCACCAUGGCCGCGGUUCUAGAUGCAAGAUCGUUUGGAGGCUUCACCACGCGCUCUGAUCAUCACCCGGUUAUUGCAGUUCUUGGCAUCGCACUUUCUAAAGUCCAUCCGCCCGUCAAACAACAAGACCCAUUUUUCAAUCGCUAUAACCAUCCAACCGCUGAAUCGUCGAAACUGUUCUGCGACCGUUUCAAGGAGAAGUUACCUUCUCUGCUUCCACUCUCCGCAAACAUCGACAAUGACUUCGUGGAUAAGGCGUGGCGUGGAUUCGUCUGGGCUACGCAUGAUGCUGCGCAGGAUGCAUUCGGGAAAGUACCCACUGGUUCUGCUCCGAAAGCAAGCACGAACCCUCGCGUUGCAUCCUUAUCCACUGAACAGAAGAAUCUGCACUGCCGCAUAAACGCUGAACCUGAUCCAGAGCAACGUAAAGCUUUAAAGAUUGAAAGAUCUGGAAAGGUCCACGAGAUUUGA
Molecule: messenger RNA, 888 nt
Organism: Sycon ciliatum
Lineage: Eukaryota; Metazoa; Porifera; Calcarea; Leucosolenida; Sycettidae
Product: craniofacial development protein 2-like
Exons: 1
Coding region: 1-888 (295 amino acids)
Biological process (GO): chromatin remodeling
Cellular component (GO): nucleus
Source: RefSeq, a predicted model, not a curated record